This is a messenger RNA of Erythranthe guttata (spotted monkey flower), 471 nucleotides long. The record is from RefSeq and is a predicted model, not a curated record. Lineage: Eukaryota; Viridiplantae; Streptophyta; Magnoliopsida; Lamiales; Phrymaceae.
AUGGAUUGUUUGGGUCUAUCAAGACUAGACUGUUUGCCGAAUGGUGCCACACAUUUCGCAGCCGUUAUACCUGUUUCUCCCAUUUUUGGCGAAAGUAUAUUGAGAAUCAGCGAUGGCGAUGCUGGCGAUGUUAAUGAUGGUGAUGCUACAAUUGGAAUUCCCGAUGACUUGCUGAUUCGUAAUUCUGCAGAUUCCUUUUUGGAUCUUAUCCAGUUUGUUUAUCCCGAUCUGCGACGUAAGUUUCCGUUGAUGGUCUCAUUCGCAAUGACAAUCAAUAAAAGUCAAGGACAAACUCUUUCUCAGGUAGGACUGUACAUGUCCAGACCUGUUUUCAGUCACGGACAGCUCUAUGUCGCACUCUCGAGAGUUAAGAGUCGAAGUGGCAUAAAGAUUUUGACCAACUCGGAAUCUGGCGAAACAACCAACAUGACAAAUAAUAUUGUAUACAAGGAAGUUUUUCAGCGUAUAUGA